Prorocentrum cordatum is the source of this 1631-nucleotide messenger RNA. NCBI's taxonomy places the organism in Eukaryota, Dinophyceae, Prorocentrales, Prorocentraceae. The record is from the annotation of a GenBank genome assembly.
CCCAUAUUCGCCUGUAGGAGGACAUGCCCGACACAUCAUUCAAUGAUUGUUCCCCUCCCCGGCUACACCGCUUCUGUAGUUCAUUUGGCUCAUGUCGGCCUCUGUCAACGACACCGUAUCGGCUCAAGGAGGUGUUUUCUCUUGCCGCCUUGGGGAGGGAACUUGCAGCACAACCCUUUCUUAACGCAUGCUUUCGGUUCUGUGCUUUUAUACCAUCCAGCUGCCUGCGGUAGACCACGCCACAAUGUCAGCGCGUCAGCGGAGCAGUAAGCAUGAGGUUGAGUUGAAUACGUGCUGCAGUUCAGUGCCCUGUCUGGAACAGUGGGGAUAUUCAAAUUCACGUUUGUCUCCGAUCCGAUUUAUUCCGAUCGUAGAUCCGACUUGUCGAUUUGAUUCUGGGCUCUCCUGGACCCAUGCGUGCAAGCUCUGUGUAACCAAACACGGCAGCCCUGGGAGACAACCGUCAAUCACUCCAGCACGCUCCAGCGUGCCGAGGGCACGGUGACCGAUUAUCAAUGCGGUUGUGUCUUUGACUGUCCAAUCGCCCCCUGCCAGACGACGGAUCGCAAUCUUGCUCGUGGGGCGCACUUUGAAUCAUCGAGAGGCGGCUAGAGAGAGUGCAACAAACUUGAUUGACAGCAUGACAGGGGCGGAGGAAAACGCAGAUCACGAGAGGUGGCAGAGACUGUCCCGCUCCAAUGGCUGGGACAAUACAGUCAAGUAUUUGGUUCACCCAAUCAAGAAGACGCACGAUGUGGAUAUAUAUGUCUGCGUCGACCAACUCGUUGGACCCACACCUCCUGAGGUAACGAAGGUGUUCGUGAUCUCGGCUUCAGACCAAGAAGCACGGGGUGCCAGGUGCCUUUCAAGGCUGAAGUCAGAUCAGUACAGUCCCAACAAUACCACAUACGAUUGGUUGAUCAAAGUACGGCCAGAUUUUGAUUUCACAACAAUUUUCCGAGCAUGGAAUCGUUUAAGCCUGGCUAUGUGUACACACGGUUCCGUUUUGUUCAGGGAAUUGGUGGGCUCACAUCAGAUCAUGUUUCUUGGGAUUAUUGCGUACGGUCAUGUACCGGCAAGCCUUCCAGCGCCAUCGGAUACGUGAAUGACGACAUGAUCCGAGUAGUGCCUGGGGAUCUAAUCGAUUUCACCUUCCGUCAUGAAUGGGGGCUGGAGAAGUAUGCAUCACCUGAUAAGACCAUCAAGAAGAAAUUUCCCCUCAUCAAUUGGGUAGACAUCCCAGAUUUCUGGAAUGAGGGCAAACUCACUCGUUUCUGGGCCCAGCACAAAAUCUUCACCUUGCCACUGGCUUGUAUGGGUUAUCCCAGGCAUGACCCCCACGGCUACGGUCACGCCAGUGAAGCUAAGAAGUGCUUGCGCACUCCGGUCAAGAAGGCCUGCGGCGGAAAUGGCAAUAUUGAGCUUGCCCAUCGUGCCAUUAACCUCUCGCACCAGGCGGCGCUGGCUUAGACAUGCUGAUCUUCCAGGUGGUCUGCGUUCGCUUCUGAGGGGAGCCGCGCAACAGGCCCGCUCUCCCAGCCUGGGCACACUCUAUUCGUGGGCCUCCCCGGGAGACCCCUCCUCCGCCCUGGCAAUCAUGAGCAUAAUCUUCAUGUUCGCCUCCUUCUGCU